Messenger RNA from Quercus lobata, 3677 nucleotides. Its product is annotated as TMV resistance protein N-like. The coding region runs from base 159 to 3677 and encodes 1172 amino acids. Gene Ontology annotation, molecular function: ADP binding. Gene Ontology annotation, biological process: signal transduction; defense response. The record is from RefSeq and is a predicted model, not a curated record. NCBI's taxonomy places the organism in Eukaryota, Viridiplantae, Streptophyta, Magnoliopsida, Fagales, Fagaceae. The transcript is spliced from 6 exons.
CUUGUAAUAUUUCCUAAAAGGAGCACUGAAAUUUCAUCACUUUCAAAAUUCUAGGACCUCUCCAAAUUCUCUCCUUAAGUCUUCUCUCUUUUCAUUUGCAAAUUUCAGAUUGGAUUCGACGCAUUUUCAAAAUUACGCAAGUCUGAUCUAUUUUUCUAAUGGCUUUAGUGGACAUUGAAACGGACUCGUCAUCCUUCCCAAGUUCUUCUUCUGCUGCUGCCCGACGGAAGUAUGAUGUCUUUCUCAGUUUCAGAGGCGAGGACACCCGCUACAAGUUUAUGGGUCAUCUAUACGAAGCUUUGAUCCAGAAAGGCAUUUUCACCUUUAAGGACGAUGAAAAACUCGAGAGAGGAAAACCCAUUUCACCAGACCUGUUCAAAGCAAUAGAAGAGUCGAGAUUUGCUGUAGUCAUUCUCUCUGAAAACUAUGCAUCGUCAAGUUGGUGCUUAGAUGAACUUGCAAAGAUCAUUUGCUGCAAAAAUGAGACGGGAAUGACAGUUCUGCCUGUUUUUCACUACGUGGAGCCAUCUGAUGUGCGGAAACAAAUGGGAACUUUUGCACUAGCAUUUGCUAAACAUGAAGAAAAGGAGAACAAAGAGAGGGUGGAGAAAUGGAGAGAUGCUUUGACACAAGUGGGAAGCCUUCGCGGAUGGCAUUUAAAGGAUCAUUGGUCUGAGAUAGAAAACAUCAAAGACAUUGUGGGAUGGAUAUCGCUUCACUUGAAAUAUGAUGCAUUACCAUACAUUGCCAAGGACCUAGUAGGAAUAAACUCUCGAAUGGAGGAAUUGGAGGCGCGUUUAGCUUUAGGGUCAAACGAUGUUCGCUUUAUAGGGAUUUGGGGGAUGGGGGGAAUGGGCAAGACAACUCUUGCUAGAGUUGUUUAUUAUAUGGUUUCGAUUAAAUUUGAAGCUUGUAGUUUUAUUGAGGAUGUUAGGGAAAAAUCUGAAAGAGAUGGUUUAGUUGGACUACAACAGAAACUUAUUUCUGAUAUUUUGAAGGAAAAAGAUUUGAAAAUUAGCGAUAAGUAUGAUGGAGUUAUCAAUAUCAAGAAUAGGUUAUGUUGUAAAAGGAUUCUUCUUGUCCUUGAUGAUGUAGAUAAAUUGGACCAAUUGAAAUUCCUAGUUGGGGAGCAUGAUUGGUUUGGUCCGGGCAGUAGAAUUAUCAUAACAACAAGGGAUGAGCAUGUGUUGAAAACACAUGAAGUAAAUGAAAUAUAUGAAGUUGAUGGAUUGAAUGGUGAACAUGCUCUUCAACUAUUUUCAUCAAAAGCCUUUAAAGGCAAACAUGUCCAAGAUGAUUAUUUAGAGCUGUCUAACCAUUUUUUGAAAUAUGCUAGAGGCCUUCCAUUAGCUCUUGAGGUUUUAGGUUCAUUUUUGAUUGGAAAAAGUAUUGCUGAAUGGAAAAGUGCAUUAGAGAGGCUCAAACAAUUUCCUGAGAGAAUCAUUUUCCAAGUACUUAAAAUAAGUUUUGAUGGACUCCAUGACACAGAGAAGGAAAUAUUCCUACAUAUUGCAUGCUUCUUUAACCAUAGGAGGAAAGAUAGUGUAGUAGAAGUAUUGGAUAGUCUUGGCCUUUACGCUGUUAUUGGAUUGAAGGAACUCAUUAAUAAAUCUCUCUUGAAAAUUGAUAGUGCAAAUGAUUUGUGGAUGCAUGAUUUACUUGAAGAAAUGGGUAAGAACAUAGUUUUUCAAGAGUGCCCUAAUGAUUGUGGGAGGCGUAGUAGACUGUGGAAUAAUGAGGAUAUUGAAAACGUGCUGAAAAAAAAUCAGGGAACAGAAGCAGUUCAAGCUAUGAGUAUGGGUAGUAUAUUUCUUGAAGAGCAAGGGGGAACUUGGAACCCUGAUGCCUUUUUGAAGAUGUACAAUCUUAGAUUUCUUGAAGUUUACCAAACUGUCUAUGUCCCUACACAUCUUCCUGGUGAUUUAAGAAUUCUUGAUUGGGUUGGAUAUCCUUCAAAAUCUUUGCCAUCAAGUUUCCAGUCAGACAAGCUUGUUCGACUUUGUUUGCAAGAGAGCCAUAUAGAAAAACUUUGGAUAGGAAUAAAGAAUUUUGAUAAGUUGAAGUUUAUCGACUUGUCCUUCUCCUUGAACUUGAUUAUAUCCCCAGAAUUGACCGGAGUCCCAAAUCUUGAGAUAUUAAAUCUUCACAAUUGUCAAAGUUUACGUGAGCUUCACCCAUCCGUUGCAUUUCUUAAAAAGCUUGUUGUUCUUGAUCUAGCUCGUUGCACAAAUCUAAGUUGUCUUCCAAGAAAUUUUGAAAUGGAUUCCCUCAUUACUCUUGAUCUUUAUUAUUGCUCAAUGCUCAAGAAAAUUCCAGAAUCUGUGGGAAACAUGGAAUGCUUACAAAGUCUUAAUUUGAAUUGCACUCCUAUUAUGGAACUACCUUCAUCAGUUGGAAGCUUGAUUGGUCUGACUUCGUUGGAUUUAAAUGAUUGCAAAAAUCUUGUGUGUCUUCCUAGCACCAUUUGUAGUUUGAAUUCACUUGAAUGUCUUGAUCUUCAUGGGUGCUCAAAUAUUGACAACUUGCCAGAGAACUUAGGGAAUCUCAAAGGUUUGAAAUUUCUUCAUUUGAGUGGAACAGCUAUAGAAGGGUUGCCAUCUUCAAUUGAACGUUUGACUAGCCUUACUUCAUUGACUCUCAAAGAUUGUAAGAAUCUUGUGUGUCUUCCUAGCACCAUUUGUAGUUUGAAUUCACUUGAAUGUCUUCAUCUUUGUGGGUGCUCAAAUAUUGACAACUUGCCGGAGAACUUAGGGAAUCUCGAAGGUUUAAAAUUUCUUGAUUUGAGUGGAACAUCUAUAAAAGAGCUGCCUUCAUCAUUUAAACGCUUGACGAGUCUGACUUCAUUGACUCUUCUUAAUUGCAAAAAACUUGUGUGUCUUCCUAACAUCUUUUGUGGUUUUGAGUUAUAUGGUUCCCUAAAUCUUUCAACAUGCUCAGGAUUUAAAAACUUUCCAGAGAACCUAUGGAUGAUUGAAGAUCUAAAGAAUCUUGAUUUGAGUGGAACAGCUAUAGAAGGGUUGCCUUCUUCAAUUGAACGUUUGACUAGCCUUACUUCAUUGACUCUCAAAAAUUGUAAGAAUCUUGUGUGUCUUCCUAGUACCAUUUGUAGUUUGAAUUCACUUGAAUAUAUUGAUCUUUGUGGGUGCUCAAAUAUUGACAACUUGCCGGAGAACUUAGGGAAUCUCGAAGGUUUAAAAUUUCUUGAUUUGAGUGGAACAUCUAUAAAAGAGCUGCCUUCAUCAAUUGAACGCUUGACGAGUCUGACUUCAUUGACUCUUCUUAAUUGCAAAAAACUUGUUUGUCUUCCUAACACCACUUGUGGUUUUAAGUUAUAUGGUGCUCUAAAUCUUUCAACGUGCUCAGGAUUUAAAAACUUGCCAGAGAACCUAUGGAUGAUUGAAGAUCUAGAGAAGCUUAAUUUGAGUGGAACAGCUAUAGAAGGGUUGCCUUCUUCAAUUGAACGUUUGACUAGCCUUACUAUAUUGACUUUAAGAUAUUGCACAAAUCUUGUGCACCUUCCUAGCACCAUUUGUAGUUUGAAGUUGCUUAAUUCCCUUGAUCUUUAUGGAUGUUUAAAAUUUGUCAACUUUCCAAAGAACAUAGGAAAUAUGAAAGGUUUGGAGGUCAGAUCACUCUCAUUUGAAUUUCCAAUGUCUCAACUGCUUCAAAUUGGUUGA